This is a messenger RNA of Bipolaris victoriae FI3, 636 nucleotides long. RefSeq lists its product as hypothetical. The transcript has a single exon. Bases 1 to 636 code for a protein of 211 amino acids. The record is from RefSeq and is a predicted model, not a curated record. Lineage: Eukaryota; Fungi; Ascomycota; Dothideomycetes; Pleosporales; Pleosporaceae.
AUGGCUUCCUUUGCAACUAGCAACACCGCCCUCAUCCUGCUCGACAUACAAAAGGGCAUCAUGAUGGGCAAUUUCCCAGACAAGACACCGGCAUACAUUAGCCAAGCAUCCAAGCUGCUCGAAGCCGUGCGCUCCGCCAACAAGUCUAGCAACAAGCCACCCAUCACUAUUGUACAUGUGAAGGUUGCCUUCCGGGCCGGCAGACCAGAACUUAACCCAACGAGCAACAUGGGCGAGCGGCUCAAAAACGUACCCGCCAACGUCUUUGUCGAGGGUGAUCAGUCCGUCGCCCUCUUUGACGAGCUUACCAUUCCUCCCAAAGCAGACGGAGCCGACUCUGGCCAAGAUGAGGUCUUCGUUACCAAGCGUCGCGUCUCCGCCUUGUCUGGCACAGACCUAGCUACCAUUCUGCGCGGGCGCGGUGUGGGCCAUCUCGUGCUGUGUGGCGUGGCUACUGCAGGCGCUGUGUUAUCAACCGUCCGCGAGGCUGCGGAUCUGGAUUACAAGCUUACCGUCCUCAAGGAUCUGUGUUUGGACAAGGACGAAGAUGUACACAAGCUGCUGAUUGAGAAAGUGUUUCCCAUGCAAGCCGAGGUGCUGGAAACAGACGAUUGGGUUGCUCGAGGCUUUGCCUGA